GUUAUUUAAGCCAUUUCUUCCGAACUCUGCAAGACAGGCUUCUCCAUCUACCUGUGACCUGAAGAACAAACAAAAACCCUGGUUUCCACAUUAAAUUUUAGAUGUCCCACAAAUUACCUACGCAUCAUCUUGUUGCUCUUAAAGAAGGUGGUCGAUAUUGUAGGAUUCUUGCAGCUUUAGUUCCUGUUUGUGCUGAUACAUUGUUCAAGAUACUAUGUAUUCUACGAGAUCUUUGGGUGAUUUUAGGUGUUCUCUGAAUUAAACCCUGAUUCGAAUGAUUUUUUUUCUCUUAUCAAUUGAAUUUCAAGGAGAAAUUUUACGAAGAAGAUUCGUAUUUUCUUGAUGAGAAUUUGGAGGAAUACAGAGCUAAGGGUUUAAUGUUCGUAUAUUUUUUAUGAGAAUUUGGAAGAAUAUAGAGCUAAGGGCCUAAUGUUCGUAUUUUCUUGAUGAGAAGUUGGAGUUGGAGAAUAUAGCUAACAUCUUAAUGUUCUAAUGGUUGUAGACUAUAUCCGGGGAUCACAAUGGCAAGUGAAGUCCCUGGGACUUCAGGUGAAAAGUCCAAGGAAGAUGUUUGUUUUUAUAGAGACAAUAGAGGUCUACUCAACAUUUCUGUACAAACCGGUGAAGAAUUUUCACCCGAAUUUCUCAGGGACCGUGUUGCGGCACAAAAAUGUGGAGGCUGUGACAUGGAUCAUUAUCAGCAGAAGGGGGGAAUGAAUCUUGACAAUGAUCCGCACCUUGUGUAUAUUAGAAAGGGUGGUUCAAUUGAAGCACUUAUACAAAGAUCGCUUUCUAAUGGAAGUAUGUAUGAUCGAGCUACUGAAAGUCCUAGGAGUCCUGGGAAUAAGGUGAAUUCUCCUUUUUCAUACCAGUACUCUUCACCACCUCAUAAAUCAGGCUCUCCUAAAUCACACCAGCUCACAUUUGGAUAUAACUCUGGAGUUAAGGAGGGGUAUCCGCUCUCUGCGAAGAUGAAGUUUCUUUGUAGCUACGGGGGAAGAAUUCUGCCAAGGCCUAAUGAUGGGAAGCUUAGAUAUGCAGGUGGUGACACACGGAUCAUAUCCAUUAGAAAAAGUGUUACUUAUAGGGAACUCAUGCGGAAAACAUUGGCAAUAUGUAAUCAGCCUCAUACUAUUAAAUACCAACUCCCUGGGGAAGAUCUUGAUGCACUUAUUUCUGUAUCGUCUGAUGAGGAUCUGCAUCUUAUGAUUGAUGAAUAUCAUGAUCUUCAGAAGAGCUCCCAAAGGCUGAGGAUCUUUCUUGUAUCUACUAAUGACUCUGAAAACUCUUGUCUUCUUGGUACACGGAAAGUGCAGCAGAGUGAUGCAGAUUAUCAAUAUGUCAUUGCUCUUAAUGGUAUGCAAGACCAAAAUCUUAAUAAAAGCUCAAGCACAGAGAGUCUGUCAAGCUGUUGGGGAGGUAAUAGUCCUAAGUACGAAAGAGAUUCUCCGGCUACAUUUCAUCCAAGGGAGAUUAAGGAUAGUGGGAGUCCCGUUAAAGGGAAUAUGAUGCUCUCCAAUCUUAAUCCUCAGGUUUGCAGUUCACCACGUGUUGGAACCAAACGACUUGUCCAUUCACCUUCAUCUCCUGCGUGCUUGCAGCAGAUGAAAGUUCUUAUUAACAAUUCACCUAUGAAGAUCCAUGAGGUAGGUACAUUAAAAGAUGGUUGUGAAGGCAAUACUCUGUGUGCUUCAAAAAGUAGAGCAAAUGAGAAUAUCUAUUGGCAUCAUCAAGACAGAAAUAUGGGAGGAUCCAGCAACAAGGAUGUUACCCCCCUUAUAGAACUUGAAUCAUUUUCUCCACUAUAUGAUCAAGGUAGAGAUAUGGAAGCUGAAAAACUUAAGUUUAAAAUAUCAGCACCCGGAAAUGUCCCUUAUCAGAAUGCAACUGAUCUAUUAUCUGACUACAGCCUUCCACAGUCUUAUCAUCGCACAAUAUCUCAAUUAGAAUUGCAGCAACAAAAUAGACCAAACUACUACUGCAAGGAGGAGUUAGUGUUGGACAAAGAUUUUAUUAAUUUGGAGGCGUCAGAUACUAGAAAGACAUGUAACGAUUGUGAUCAAGAUUUGAUAAAUUUCAUGACUGACGACGAUUCUCUUUUGGGCCAAAAUCAGAAUACUGCUGAGAGAAAUGCUAGUAAAGGUGAACAAGUAUUUGGAAUUGAACCUAAGUUGUCGAACCGACACUGCAGUACAAACUUAAGAAUUGAUCUUCUCAAGUCAUCACGAGAUGGAUCAUGUAUCAGAAAAAUCUUGGACGACAAUGAUCAGAUUGUGACAAAUCUGUCAGAGCUUAGUCUAGUCAAGGACCCUGUUUUUGCUGAAGUAGCUUAUUCCUAUGAUGAUGUUGUGAAUGAUAGACAACAUGAUGCUGAAAUAAAAGAUUCCACCACAUUAGUUGACUCUGUUCAUUCGAAGGAUCACGAUGAAAGUAAAAUGUCAGGACUGUCAGUUAUUGUUGAAGAUGUAACUGACAACAUGCCUCCUGACAUGUCUUUAACUCCCAGAGUUGUACAAUUUGUACAAGAUGAACCUAGUGAAAGUGAUACAGAAUCAGACCCCCUCAACCUAGACACUAAGUGCAAGGAUCCUACAGGUGUUGAUGUUGGUAAUUCUAUCAGUGAUACCGUGAUAGCUGAAAUGGAGGCAGGCAUUUAUAAUCUUCAGAUCAUAAGGAAUAGUGAUCUCGAAGAGUUACAAGAGUUAGGAUCAGGUACCUAUGGAACAGUCUAUCAUGGGAAAUGGAGGGGUACAGAUGUUGCUAUUAAACGAAUAAAAAAGAGCUGUUUUGCUGGAAGAUCAUCAGAGCAAGAGCGCCUGAUCAAAGAUUUCUGGAGAGAAGCUCACAUCCUGUCUAAACUUCAUCAUCCCAAUGUGGUAGCAUUUUACGGGGUGGUUCCUGAUGGACCUGAGGGUACGUUAGCUACCGUUACUGAGUUCAUGGUCAAUGGAUCUUUGCGACAUGUUCUCUUGAAGAAGGAAAGAGCACUAGACCGUCGUAAAAGGCUUAUGAUAGCAAGGGACGCUGCCUUUGGAAUGGAGUAUUUACAUAUGAAAAAUAUUGUUCAUUUUGAUUUGAAAUGUGAUAACUUGCUCGUCAAUUUGGGAGAUCCUAAACGGCCUAUAUGCAAGGUUGGUGAUUUUGGACUGUCAAGAAUCAAGCGUAACACACUUGUUUCAGGGGGAGUGAGAGGAACUCUCCCAUGGAUGGCUCCAGAGCUACUCGACGGUAGCAGUAGUCGGGUCUCUGAGAAGGUCGACGUCUACUCUUUUGGCAUUGCAAUGUGGGAAAUGCUGGCAGGGGAUGAGCCAUAUGCAAAUAUGCAUUGUGGCGCCAUCAUAGGUGGAAUCGUAAAUAACACACUUAGACCGCCUAUACCGGCACACUGUGAUGCUGAGUGGAGAAAGCUGAUGGAGGAGUGCUGGUCACCUGAUCCAGCAGUUAGACCAUCAUUUACGGAAAUAACAAACAGGUUGCAAGUAAUGUCGAUGGCUGUCCAGCCAAAGCAGCGUAUUAAGGUUAAAAGAUCAAUAAUGUUCUAGUCGGUCUCCCUGUGUAAUUUCCUACUGAAGAGAGAAAGAAAACAAAAGUGAGUAUUAGUGCAAAAGAAAAAUCAUUUAUAUUGUGUAGGUUUUUUAAAAAUAGCUCGUGUAAAAAUUGUUGUAGAAUUAUCAUAGCCUUCUAUUUAGCAAACCAAAA
Messenger RNA from Daucus carota subsp. sativus, 3699 nucleotides. RefSeq lists its product as uncharacterized. Gene Ontology annotation, molecular function: ATP binding; protein binding; protein kinase activity. Gene Ontology annotation, biological process: signal transduction; protein phosphorylation. Bases 522 to 3542 code for a protein of 1006 amino acids. The record is from RefSeq and is a predicted model, not a curated record. Lineage: Eukaryota; Viridiplantae; Streptophyta; Magnoliopsida; Apiales; Apiaceae. Gene Ontology annotation, cellular component: cytoplasm. The transcript is spliced from 9 exons.